Oncorhynchus kisutch (coho salmon) is the source of this 600-nucleotide messenger RNA. Its product is annotated as repetitive proline-rich cell wall protein 1-like. The record is from RefSeq and is a predicted model, not a curated record. The coding region runs from base 1 to 600 and encodes 199 amino acids. The transcript has 2 exons. NCBI's taxonomy places the organism in Eukaryota, Metazoa, Chordata, Actinopteri, Salmoniformes, Salmonidae.
AUGGCUUCACAACUGUCCCCUGUCCACCCCUACUCAACUUACCAGUCCCCUGUCCACCCCUACUCAACCUACCAGUCCCCUGUCCACCCCUACUCAACUUACCAGUCCCCUGUCCACCCCUACUCAACUUACCAGUCCCCUGUCCACCCCUACUCAACUUACCAGUCCCCUGUCCACCCCUACUCAACUUACCAGUCCCCUGUCCACCCCUACUCAACUUACCAGUCCCCUGUCCACCCCUACUCAACUUACCAGUCCCCUGUCCACCCCUACUCAACUUACCAGACCCCUGUCCACCCCUACUCAACUUACCAGACCCCUGUCCACCCCUACUCAACUUACCAGACCCCUGUCCACCCCUACUCAACUUACCAGACCCCUGUCCACCCCUACUCAACUUACCAGACCCCUGUCCACCCCUACUCAACUUACCAGACCCCUGUCCACCCCUACUCAACUUACCAGACCCCUGUCCACCCCUACUCAACUUACCAGACCCCUGUCCACCCCUACUCAACUUACCAGACCCCUGUCCACCCCUACUCAACUUACCAGACCCCUGUCCACCCCUACUCAACUUACCAGUUCCCUGUAUCCUGA